AUGGAUCUCAAGACGGUCUUAGUAACAGGCUGCUCGGCCGGUGGCAUCGGCGCCGCCAUCGCCCUCGCCCUAGCCAAGCGCGGUCAUCACGUCUUCGCCACGGCGCGGAUGCCAUCCAAGAUCCCCAGCGAAUUGUCGGACCUCGCCAACGUCACCGUGCUGUCGCUGGACGUCACCUCGCCCUCCUCCAUUGCCGACGCCGUCAAAGCCGUCGCCGACCUGGGCCGCGGGCUGGACGUGCUGCUCAACAAUGCCGGUGCGGGCUACGCCAUGCCCGUGCUCGACGUGGACAUCGACAGGGCUAAGCAGGUCUACGAGACGAAUCUCUGGGGUCCUAUUCGCACCAUCCAGGCUUUUUCCGAUCUGCUCAUCGCCCACCGGGGUCGUGUUGUGAACUUGAGCACCUGUGGAGCUGUCGUCAAUACCCCUUGGAUAGCCGCGUACACCUCCUCCAAGGCGGCGCUCAAUCAAUUCUCCGAGACGUUGCGCCUUGAACUCUCCCCCUUCGGCGUCAGCGUCGUCACAAUCAUGGCCGGCGUCGUCGACAGCCAUUUCCACGCCAACGACUCCAACUUUGUCCUUCCCGAGGGUUCGCGCUACGCCCCGAUCCAGGAGAUCAUUGCCGGUUGGGCCAGCGGCGCCUCCAAGCCCAAGGGAUGUUCGGCCGUCCAGUUUGCCGAUGCCCUCGUCCAAGAGAUCACCGGUACGGGCAAGAAUGGACUGGUCUUUCGGGGUCCGCAUGCUGGCGGCAUCAACUUUUUGUCGCGCUGGGCCCCGCGCUCUGCCACGGAUGCCGCUAUGAGUUAUAACCAGGGACUCGGUGAGCUAUCCAAGACUGUAGCCGGGAACGCGAAGAAGUAA
This is a messenger RNA of Sodiomyces alkalinus F11, 861 nucleotides long. RefSeq names its product NAD(P)-binding protein. The record is from RefSeq and is a predicted model, not a curated record. Gene Ontology annotation, molecular function: triacylglycerol lipase activity; acylglycerone-phosphate reductase (NADP+) activity. Gene Ontology annotation, cellular component: endoplasmic reticulum; lipid droplet. Lineage: Eukaryota; Fungi; Ascomycota; Sordariomycetes; Glomerellales; Plectosphaerellaceae. Gene Ontology annotation, biological process: phosphatidic acid biosynthetic process; triglyceride catabolic process. The coding region runs from base 1 to 861 and encodes 286 amino acids. The transcript has 3 exons.